AUGAUCUUAGUAGAAACUCAUUCGAAUCCAUCCAUCAAUCCUAUAGCUGGUCCAUCUAUACCACGUUCAUUCUUAACUUCAACAACAACAACAACCACAACCACAAAUCAAUCAACAACAACACCUUCUGAUUCAAUAUCACCUUUAUACCAUUUUGGUCAUUCACAACAUCAACAUCAAGCUUCAAAUGAAUCUCAACAACAACAAAUCAAUCAAACUCAUUCAUCAUCAAUCUCAAAAAGGAAUCCAAAUAAAAUCAAAACUCAAAUCAGACAUGCUGAUCAUCUAUUAGACACACCUGGAGUUUGUUUUGCAUCUUGGCUUUCCAAUCAUUCUUCUCAUCUUGGUACCGUUCGAUCGACUUCAAUCAUCAAUCGAUGUUUAUCAUCUUCAUCUUCUUCAACUUCUUCUUCGAUCACUUUAUCUUCAUCGAAACAGCUUAAUCAUCAAUCAUCUUCAACUCAAAUCACAACUUCGUCUUCUUCAACUUCUUCACCAAAUUCAAUUCCAACUCAAGUUGAUAAUACUCCUGAAAAGAAUAUAUCAAAUGAUCAAUCUAGUCUUGCUUCUUCACCUUCUCCACCUUCUCCACCAUCACCUUCGAUCCAAUCUAACAAAACUUCAACCCCAGUUGUCACAAAUCCAAUUCCUGCCAAACCGAAAUCAUGGGCCGAUUUACUUCGAACUGGAACAUCUAAGUCAAGUCAAACAGUUUUACCAUCUAAUUCUACUUCUUCCGAUCAAGCUAAAACAACAAAUCCUACUAGCAACAACCUUCAGUCUUCUGCUCGAUUACUUGAAUCCGACAUGGGCGAUCUCAAGUCAUCAUCAAUAUUACUGUCCGAACGUCUUCAAGCUAUCAAGAACUCGAAACAUGUUCCGUUUAUCGUUCCUAGAGGUUUGAUCAACAAUGGUAACAUUUGCUUUGCCAAUGCGAUCUUACAGGUCUUGGUUUAUUGCGUACCAUUCUAUAACUUAUUGAAACAUUUAAAUUUAUAUACUUCACAUGAUUUCAAAUCACAAACUCCUCUAUUAGAUGCUAUGAUUGGUUUUAUAAACGAAUUCGAAUCAAUUCCUUUAUCUGAACUUGAACCGAUCAAAGAUCCUAAAACUUCAAACGUUUUGCGUUAUCAUCUUCCUACACAUCUUAAGAAAAUUGGUGAACCUUUUAUUGCUGAAUCUGUUUGGAUUGCUACCAAGGGUAAUUCUAGAUUUGAUGCCAUGAGGGGUGGUCAACAAGAAGAUGCACAAGAGUUUUUGUGUUUCUUCUUAGAUACUCUACAUGAAGAAUUAUUAACAGCCAUCGAUCGACAUGAUGGACCUAUCCGUUUACGUCAACAGCUUGCUGAUGCUGCUACGAAUACAACUAAUAAGGAUAAUCAUCUCAAGCCACCUGCUAAUGAGCUCGAUCAGCCUAACUCAUCAUCUGAUGGAUGGAUGGAAGUAGGUUCAAAGGGACGGCCUUCAGUUACUAGAUCAACCGAUAGUAUUCUAUCACCUCUCACUUCAAUCUUUGGCUUCAACACACGUUCGAUCCUACACAAACCAAAACAAAAAGAUUCGGUAACAUUCGAACCGAAUAACAUGUUACAACUAUCCAUUGAAUCACCCAACAUCAAAACCAUCGAAGAAGCCUUAUUGAAUUUUUCAACACCUGAAAUCAUCUCUGAUAUGAUGAACAAGAAUGGAAUCAAAUCAUCAGCUACCAAACAAAUCUUUAUUGAAUCCUUUCCUCCAGUCUUUAUUUUACAUUUAAAAAGGUUUGGAUAUUUUGAAGGUGAAGUUAAGAAAAAUUCAAAAUCCAUCAAGUUUGGUAAUUUUUUAAAGAUUCCUGCAUCGGUUAGAGGUCCAGCUCAAAGGAAUGAAGAAGUGUCUUAUAAACUUUUUGCUGUUGUUUAUCAUCAUGGUUUAAUGGCAUCUGGAGGACAUUAUACUGUUUCAAUCAAACAACAAAUCACAGAUGAAUGGAUUUAUUUUGAUGAUACGAUCAUUAAAGAUCAUCAUCAAAAGUUUCCAAAUGAAGAUUUCAAUCAAGAUUUAAAAACUCCUUAUCUUUUGUUUUAUACUCGUUCUUCUUAA
This is a messenger RNA of Melampsora larici-populina 98AG31, 2079 nucleotides long. Its product is annotated as ubiquitin C-terminal hydrolase. The transcript is spliced from 6 exons. Bases 1 to 2079 code for a protein of 692 amino acids. Gene Ontology annotation, cellular component: cytosol; nucleus. Gene Ontology annotation, molecular function: cysteine-type deubiquitinase activity; cysteine-type endopeptidase activity. The record is from RefSeq and is a predicted model, not a curated record. NCBI's taxonomy places the organism in Eukaryota, Fungi, Basidiomycota, Pucciniomycetes, Pucciniales, Melampsoraceae. Gene Ontology annotation, biological process: protein deubiquitination.